AUGAGUUUGGGAUUUCUUAUUGAUGUUGAUGAUGAAGAAGAAGCCAUAGCUGAACCUAGGCCUUCUGAUAAGAGUGUGCUUGAGUCAAUUGCUGGAAUUAAACUUCCUAGAGGAGAAGGCAUUUGCACUAGAGUGCCUCUCAUCACGAGGCUCCAAAAUCACAGGGAGACCGAGGUUUACUUGGAGUACAAUGGAAAUUUGGUUCCAACCGAUGAAGCUCACAUUGCAGAUGUCAUUAUUCUCGCAACUAAUGAGAUUGCUAGACAUGGUAAGGGCAUAUCCGAUAUCUCUUCAAAACUUAUAGUGAAAAAGAAUGGUGUUCCAGACUUAACGAUGGUAGAUUUGCCUAGAAUAACUAGAGUUACAGUUCUCGGACAAAUCGAAGAUAUGCUUGAACAAAUUUCAGAUGCAGUUGUCAUAUGGAUUAUCUGUGGAAGUUUGAAUGUCUCAGCUGAGGAUAAUACCACUGGACAGAAGAACAAGAUUACCAUCACAAAUGACAAGGGCAGAUAA
Capsicum annuum is the source of this 513-nucleotide messenger RNA. Its product is annotated as putative dynamin-related protein 4A. NCBI's taxonomy places the organism in Eukaryota, Viridiplantae, Streptophyta, Magnoliopsida, Solanales, Solanaceae. Gene Ontology annotation, cellular component: cytoplasm; microtubule; membrane. The record is from RefSeq and is a predicted model, not a curated record. The transcript has 3 exons. Bases 1 to 513 code for a protein of 170 amino acids. Gene Ontology annotation, molecular function: microtubule binding; GTP binding; GTPase activity.